UCCAGCCUGUCCCACUCUGGGUAAGAGGAAACCCUAAACUGCUCUGACUCAACCAGCCUGGCCCAUUUCUCUUACUCUUUCUUCCCUCUCUUUUCUCUCACUCCUGCGCGAAUCUACUCAGGAUGAGAAUGGCAACAUUAUCUGGACAGAGUCCUUCCAAAAUGUUGGCUUUUGCUUUGCUUCUCGUCGCCCAACUUUUGAGCGCCGGAGUGACGGCACAGGAAAACGUGCGAGGAGAUGGGGUCCUGAAGACUACUAAAGCUCCUGCAGCUACAAAAGCAUCUGGUCAAGAAGUAGUUUUUCCUACGCUGGAGUCAAAUAAGUCUUCUCCACAGACAAAUAUAUCAGAAGACAGCAGUCCUUCUGCCACAUCCACAUUCAACCUUGUUCUAUCAAAGAAAACAACAAAUGUACCCCAACCCACCCCAGCACCUAAUUCUGCCAGAGGUGACAACUUUCCAAGGCCUGUAGAUGUUGUGUGCGUGAGUAAACAGGCAAUGGAGGGAAAAAAUGCUGUUCUUGUGAAACUGAAGUCAUCCACCAGUUGUGUAGACACACGGAAGAGUAUUAUAAGUGUUCUUCCAGAACUGUGUGGUGAAGACUGCAAGCUGGAGCUCUAUCAAGAAGACAACACAGAUAACGUCCUCGUGUCUGGGAAGUAUGUAGAAGAUGAUGUGACAGGCAUGGUAAACAAAUUCAACAAUGACAACAUAAAGGAUAAAGCCAAUGUCCAGGGAGCCACUCCUCGCUGGGAGAAAAACUUAAAGUUGGUGCUGGUUUCUUUGCUGCUUACCGGCCUGUUGCUGGGUGUGCUGCUGGUGGCAUUAUAUUACUUUAAGGCACACCGCAAGAACUCCAAAGGUGUCAGACUGGCUGAAUCUUUCCAGGUGGAUGAGGAGAACCAGGCCAACACCCUGGUAUCUGUGGCCCCACUGCAUCAGGAGCCAGCUGACAAACCUAGUGCCAAUGGAGAGUCUCCACCUGAAAAUGGGACGAACUCCACUCCAACCACUAACGGACACUCUGCCAACCAGACCCCAGUGGCUGACACAGAGAUGUGAAUCACAAUACAAUCUUCAAUAUCUCAUUGGGCCAGUCACCUACUAACCUCUACGUUCAUCUGAGACAAAUUCAACUUGAAUUACUCACAUUCACAUCUCCACCUGCUCUUCUACUCAACUACCUGGACUCCAGGUGAAAAUGCAAAUGAUGAUAUAAUGACGACAGUGCCUGUAAUGUGAAAAGUUUGGGAACACUUACCUUUGCAGAUGUCAGCAAGAGCCUGCUUACAAUGACAAAGGGAGUGGGAGUUUCAUAACUGUUCUGACUUCAGUCUUAUUAUGACAAUAUUUGUAGAACCAUGAAGUCAUGCCAUGUAUUUUUUAUCUUUGACAAAGAAGCAAAAACUCAUUUUGUACUUUGAUCCACAAAUGUGCUGCAAUGAACUAGUGAUGCUAAAAGAAAAAGGUCAUUGUGUUUUUUAUAAAGGAACAAACUCUCACUUUUGUUGUUUGUUUCAAAAACUCCUUAAAGUGAAUUAAAAGCCAACCCAAACAGCUUAUUUUAUUAAACCCAAAGAUCACUUUAAUAUUUUUCUGCAACGAGUUAGAAGGAAAACAACAUGCAUGGUCAAGGUCUUUGGUUUUACUGCAGAAUGAAUAUUGCUCCAAAGUUAUUAAAAAUGUGUAAAUGUGAGUGGAAAGUUGUGUAGUUCCCAGGCUGCUUUAGCCUUCUUCCUGCUGAACAGCCAAACCUCUGCAGCUGACCUUUUGGUCUAAACUCAUUUAAGGCAGGAUCAAAAGUGAAUUUGUAUUCUGUGCCAGUGUGGUUUUCAUUAUGUUUUAUAUUUUAUUUUGCAACAGAAUUAAAUUUUCAACUUUAACUACUGUCUUAGGGAAUUAUAUGGAAAUUUAGCUCGUUUACAUAACAGACUGGAGCUUUCUAGAUGCCAGGAUGACAAAGAAAAUCUCUGCUGUGACAUUCUUUCACAACUUACAGCGGGUUUAGAUUUGUAAGGAGCAUCUUUGUCUUCUACUUUUGGUAAAACAUAUUUUCUACUCCAAGGUUAAGCAUUUUUUUUUGUGUUUCACGAUGUGCUCCCAUGUAUAAAUAUGCGUGCUUUCUUAUUCAUAAACUGUUUUUGUUACCAAAAUGCAGGUUGUUCUCACCUUAUUUGUGCUGUGCUGACAUUAUUGAUCAAUAAAAAAAUGUUUAACCACAA
Girardinichthys multiradiatus is the source of this 2221-nucleotide messenger RNA. Its product is annotated as hematopoietic progenitor cell antigen CD34. The transcript has 8 exons. Gene Ontology annotation, biological process: cell adhesion. NCBI's taxonomy places the organism in Eukaryota, Metazoa, Chordata, Actinopteri, Cyprinodontiformes, Goodeidae. The record is from RefSeq and is a predicted model, not a curated record. The coding region runs from base 123 to 1061 and encodes 312 amino acids. Gene Ontology annotation, cellular component: membrane.